This is a messenger RNA of Dentiscutata erythropus, 1862 nucleotides long. The record is from the annotation of a GenBank genome assembly. NCBI's taxonomy places the organism in Eukaryota, Fungi, Glomeromycota, Glomeromycetes, Diversisporales, Gigasporaceae.
UUUUAUCUUCAACAUUUCGUGGUGAAACUCGGUCGAUCAUUGCAAUUCCAAAAGUUAUAACCUUACGUGGUCGUCAUUCAGCAGAUGUUGACUUAUUAUGUGCAAAUUCUGAUGGUAUGAUUAUUUCUACUGCUACUGACAAACAUAUAACAUCAUGGGAUGGAAAGCAAGGAAUAUAUUUGAAGAAACUUGAAAGAUAUAUGCGUCGUUGUGAAUCAUUUGGUUGGGCCGCAGCUGGAUUUGAAGAUGGUGUAAUUAGAGUUUGGGACAUUCACUCCGGUCAGAUCACAUACAUAUUAAAAGAUACUGUUGAAGAUGUAGAAUCGGUGAUAUCAGUAAUGACCAGGAAUUCAAUUAGAGAACGUGUUACCUGUUUACAAAUUGUUGUACCAAAUUCAUAUCCAAAAACAAGUUUUUCAAAUAACGAACCCGGAUAUCAUACUAAUUUUAAGUCAAAUUCAAAUGAUAAAGCACCCGCGAUGCUUCUUGCUGCCUACAGAAGUGGACAUUUUCGCGAAUGGGACAUUGUUUCUGGUCAGAUUGUUCAUACAAUUGCUACAAAUCAAAAAGGAGGCAUAAGUUAUCUAUUUGUUGUUGAAGGUAAACAAAAUUAUGAUCAAGAUGAUUUACGAAUAUAUACUGGUGCACGAGAUGGAUCUGUCAAAUGUUGGAUUCGUACUAUUUAUCAUUCGGAAGAUGAAUCAAAAUCUUCUUCUUCGGACCCUAGCGAGUCACCUAAAAGUCGAUGGAAAUCAUUUUAUACGAUUCCUGGGGAAUUGAAUAAUGUCAUUACUUGCAUUGCCGCCAAAGUUAUAAAAACCCGAAAUAAUAGUCUUGGAAUAUUAGUAACUGGUGCAUCUGAUGGAGAAGUAAGAGUAUAUGAUUAUUCUUCAGGAAAACAUAUUGUUACAUUAAGUCAAGGAACAACUGGAAAACAACGCGCAAAAGAACAUAAACAACAAUUAUUACAGGAACGAUUAUUACAACGACGAAUAAUUAAAAAUCAACAACAAUUUAUCCAGUCAAACGGUCAACAACAUAAUAUUAAGUCAUCCAGUCAGCAGCAAUUUAUUCGGUCAAAUGAAGAGACGGACGACGAUAGUGAUCUUCCACAUCAUCAAGAUGCUAUUACAAACAUUAUUAUCCAUCCUCUGAAGGAACAAAGCUGUCCAUGUGGAAAUGCCGAGGGAACGGGCGGUUUUACCAUAGUAACUUCGUCCACAGACGAAAAAGUACGUGUAUGGCAACUAACAAGAGAUUUUAUGGAUUGUACAUGCAUGGCGUUAAAAAUAGGAAAAAAUAAUCUUUCACAAGUGCGUAAUAAUACAGGUCAGCUUCAUCGACAAGUAGCACAAUGGAACGGAGUAGUAUCUUAUCAAACUAAAUAUGUUGGAUGUGUCAGCCAAUCCGGGGGUUCAGCCAUUGUGUUACUUCGAGAAAAUAUAAUUGGUGUUCGACACAUUAAACCUUCAUCGACUAAAUCAAAACAAGUUCCUAAAAGAUGUCAUGGUGCAGAAGGUGAAUGGGAAUUAUGGGUAUUAGAUAUUAAUGAUCCACAUGUAAUUGAAGAAAAGGAAGAACAUAAAAAUUCAGAUGAUGAUGAUGAAGUCGAAUUAAGUGUUCAAGUUUUACCAUUAAGUGGUCUUAGACGACGUGCUAGUGUCUUACAUAGGGUAUACCCUAAUAAUAUUAUCAAUGAUCAACAGUUGGCAAUACUCAACGAGGAAGAUGAAAUGAAUGAAAUAUUACCAUUCGCUUACGUACGACAAGCGGUUAAAGUUGGAGAUGAUGGGGUGGCUAUUGCUUAUGGCAAUUUUAUAAAAUAUAUACAAUUUGAAGAAAUGAAUGAUGAAAAAAAAUGA